AUGUAUGUACGCAUGUAUAUAUAUAAGGCUGGUAGAGGAGCGGUGUAACACUUGUUUGUGGUCCGUUGCUCUACACUUGUCUCGACUAUGGCCUUAGUCCGUGCUUGUGUGUCCUUGCUGCUUAUUGCACUCUUCUAUAACUAUGCAACUGUUCAGGUGUCUGCAGACUUUGCCAUCGAUCAGGUUAUUUCAGAAGCCGCCAAUUCCAGCAGAGAAUUCCAGAUGUAUGAUUCAUCUGCUGGAGAGGUCAAAGUAGAACUUGACAUGUUGUUUACAAGGGAACAAUGGGAGGAACUCGUAAGAUUAAACAGAACUGGAGACAGUCAAAGGAAAAGGAGGAAAGCCACCCGACCUAUCUAUCGUCGCUGGACAAACAACAUAGUCCCUUACCAACUGCGAAAUGACUUUACUUCUGGUCAAAGAAGCCAAGUGUAUGCAGCGAUCAAUGACUGGAACCGUUACACCUGCUUAACAUUUCGUGCGGCAGGCGCGGGUGACCGCAACAAAAUAGUUUUGGGAAAUGGCGGAGGUUGUUCUUCCUAUGUUGGCAUGAUCGGAGGUGCUCAAUACGUCUCUCUCGCUCCUGGAUGCCGCAUCAAAAGAAUCAUAGUUCACGAAAUCGGUCAUGCUGUAGGAUUUCAACACGAACAGACGAGGCCCGACCGCGAUAAUUACGUCUAUAUAAUAGACAGCAAUAUUCCAUCAGGCGUCCGCUAUAACUUCCAGAGGUACACCAGAGCUGUUGUCAACGACUAUGGUGUUCCUUACGAUUAUACAAGUGUCAUGCAUUACGGGGCUUACGCAUUCUCUUCAAAUGGCCGAAUGACAAUCCGGACGAAAGACAGAAACUAUCAGCACGUCAUAGGAAAAUCGCCUGGUCUCAGCUUCAGAGACAUCAAACUGGCCAACCUUAUGUACCAAUGUGACAGUAGAUGCUCAACUAGGGGUGCUUGUCCUAGCGGUGGCUACCGUGCCAAAGAUUGUAAAUGCUACUGCCGAGGUUCUUCGCCAAGCGAUCCAAUAAAACUGUGUUCAGGCGGUGGAGGUGGAGGUGGAAAGAAAGACUGCGUCGACGACAACUCAUCGUGCCCGACAUGGGCUCAGAAGGGCGAAUGUAAGAAAAACCCGAAGUACAUGCUGGCCCACUGCAAGAAAUCAUGCAAAAAAUGCGGUGAUGGUGGAGGAGGAGGAGGAGGUGGUGGUGGCGGUGGUAAAGGCUGUGUUGACGAAAAUAAGUUAUGUGCAACGUGGGCAGGGAAGGGAGAAUGUGAUAAAAACCCUGCAUACAUGCUACUGAAGUGUAAAAAGUCUUGUAAGCAAUGUCAAAAGUGCGAUGAUAAAAAUUCGCAUUGUUCUUACUGGGCCGGUAUCGGGGAAUGUAAAAAAAAUCCUGCGUACAUGAACCCAAAUUGUAAGAAAUCUUGUAACAAGUGUGAUGCCAAAACCGAAGAUACCAAAGCACCUGAACGUAAGUUUCUCUUCGGCUUCUUCUACCCGGUUGUUCUUCGCUUUUCCUGCUCUACCCGUUUUCUACUGUUGUUCCUUUUGAAAACUAACGAGAUUUUCAAAACAAAAUGUAAUGAAAACACCCUCAAAAUAUUUCAUAGCGAAGGGAAUUUUACAAAUGGGCAUUGGGAUUGGUGAGUACAGUACUCGGGG
This is a messenger RNA of Octopus sinensis (East Asian common octopus), 1659 nucleotides long. Its product is annotated as zinc metalloproteinase nas-14. The record is from RefSeq and is a predicted model, not a curated record. Gene Ontology annotation, molecular function: metalloendopeptidase activity; zinc ion binding. The transcript has 13 exons. Lineage: Eukaryota; Metazoa; Mollusca; Cephalopoda; Octopoda; Octopodidae. Bases 88 to 1644 code for a protein of 518 amino acids. Gene Ontology annotation, biological process: proteolysis.